Messenger RNA from Phyllostomus hastatus (greater spear-nosed bat), 858 nucleotides. RefSeq names its product leucine-rich repeat extensin-like protein 5. Lineage: Eukaryota; Metazoa; Chordata; Mammalia; Chiroptera; Phyllostomidae. The record is from RefSeq and is a predicted model, not a curated record. The transcript has a single exon. The annotation marks the transcript as partial.
AUGAGCUCCCCUUCCCAGACCCCUAGUCCGUCCCCCACCCAGUCCCCCUCCCAGUCCCGAACCAACCACAACAACAGCCCCGCCAACCAGCAGCCGCAGUCCAACCCGGGCGGCUCCGCCCCUUCCCCACCCCCCAGCCGGGGGCCCGCCUCCCGCCCCCCCUCUCACCCUCCCACCCCCGCCCCCUCACAGCCCUCCUCCCGGGCUCCCUCCCUGUCCCCCAGCCCUCAUGUCCAACACGCGUCUCGAGGGCCUGCCCCGAACCCCACGCCGCCCGCCUCCAAGUCUCCCUCCCAGUCCGGCUUGAAACCCUUGUCCCGAAACUCUUCCCAGUCGCCCGCCAAGUCCCCCUCGCAGAGCCCCGCCCCCUCGGCCUCCUACAUCGGGUGCAUCCCGGGCAUCCCAGCCUACAUCACCCCCUACGUGCCCCGCUUCCUGAAGGAGCCCCCCUUCUUCCAGCCCCCCACGGCGCCACUGCCCCUGUACCCGGCCUACGACCGCGAGCGCCCCGCGCCCCCCUCCUCGCUCUACUUCCCCCUGCUGCCGCCCCCCGCCCCCCUCCCGCCGCUCCGCUGCUCCUACCGGACUCCGCCCGCGCUGCUCGCGCCGCCCUCCUCGCUCACCUACUCGCCGCCCCUGGAGGUGCUGGUGGGCGGCAAGCCGCCCGCCGUGCCCAGCGUGCUGCCGGCCACCUUCUACACGCCCUUCUCGCGCUACUACUCGCAGCCGCGCGCCUACCGCAGCGCCCCCCGCCGCCGGCCCAGCCCCGGCGGCGUCUCCUACGCCUCGUACCCCCACGGCCACUACGGCCACUCCGGCCACUGCGACAGCCUGAGCCGCUCUGUGCACUUCUACUCC